Messenger RNA from Caenorhabditis remanei, 1140 nucleotides. RefSeq lists its product as uncharacterized. Lineage: Eukaryota; Metazoa; Nematoda; Chromadorea; Rhabditida; Rhabditidae. The transcript is spliced from 5 exons. Bases 1 to 1140 code for a protein of 379 amino acids. The record is from RefSeq and is a predicted model, not a curated record.
AUGUCAGUUCGUGACAAAUACAGAUCAACUGUUAAUGAACUGCAACGUGCGGAAAGUAUCCCGGAGAAAAUUUCAGUGUUUCGAAAGGCAUGGGCAUGGAUUAUAAUCGCUUCUCAAAACGUGGUCGCCAAAUUCGGUUUCGUCCUCGUCCCGCUAUACCUCAUUAUCGUAUCAAUAUGGAGUUUUGGAACGUGUAAGGAUAUUCCGGCGAUUCUAUUCAUGCUUGGAAUCGGCGUCUUCUUUUGUACACUCUACCCGCCGUUCUACGCAUAUGGAAAAAAGAAGGCGCUUGAAGACCGUCAAGAGCGUAUCAACCACCAUCUGGAACCCAUCCACGAUGGAGAAGUCGAGCCGGAAGAAGUCAACAAAUUCAUUCCAUGCCGAAUGCAUCGCAUCUGUAAUUUCGCCUUCACUUUUGUUCUGGCCAUGGCACCAAUCCUAACCUACUGGACGUUCAAAAUGUUCUCAAAGCAUGAUGAAUGCUAUGGUCUCACUUAUUGGACUGCUUUCAUAGAAAUGCCUGAACAACAGAGAAUGCGAGACGUAAGAAAUGAGUAUGAUGCAGCGGUGAGAAAAGUGCAAAGGACUGACAAGUUGCCGCCGAAAGUGUUAUUUGUUUUACGAGCCGUGUCCUCAUGCUUUGGAUUCUGUAUGUCAAUCUUCCUUAUCACUGUCGGAUGGAUCAAUAAGCACAACUGUGAAGAGGAUAAACACAUUCCUUACUGGCUCAUCGUCACAGGAAUCGUUAUUUUCAUCAGUGCCCUCAAUUUCCCAUUCUACUUGAUUGGUUGGCGUCGUGCCCGUCAAGCCCUUGCUCCCGCGGCACCAACUGAAACCGACAUCAAAAAUGCAACCCCAUUCAAAAUGCACCGCAUCUCUCGCUUCACAUUCUGCUGCCUCUGCAUGUGCAUCCCAAUCGGUAUCAUCUGGACCCUCAACAUCUACCACGACCAUGACAACUGCGACAGUUUGACCUUCUGGACCGCUUUCUGUGUCAGUAUUCUCUAUCUUUGUUGGAUGGCUCUCAUGGUAUCCGUUUGUCUGUUGGGUUGCUGUAUGGUCGGAGCCACUCGAGUCGCUAAACAAGUCACUACGGCUAAGCAGAAGAAGCAACAAAGUGCAAAUGUGGAGACUGCUUGA